This is a messenger RNA of Cricetulus griseus (Chinese hamster), 2277 nucleotides long. The record is from RefSeq and is a predicted model, not a curated record. Lineage: Eukaryota; Metazoa; Chordata; Mammalia; Rodentia; Cricetidae.
CGGACUAACCCCGCCCUCGGCCUGUAGUCUCGUGGAGAACGCGGACGGUGUCCUGCAGGGCACACGGCAGAGCGCAGUGCCUCCUAGCACCGGGCUGGGGGCAAGUUUUCAAUUUGAGUAUUCUCUAAAUGAAACGUGGGUAAAGCCUUAUAUAAAGAAGAGAGACUCCAAUCAACAAUAUCAAUAAUAAGUUGGAAAAGAACGAUGCUGUCCUUAAACAACCUGCAAAAUAUCAUCUAUAGCCCGACAAUCCCCUAUGUCGGCACCAUUUCUGAACAGCUGAAGCCUGGCUCUUUGAUUGUAGUCCGUGGACAUAUUCCUAAUGAUGUGGACAGAUUCCAGGUGGACUUGCAGCAUGGCAACAGCCUGAAGCCGAGGGCUGAUGUGGCCUUCCACUUUAAUCCUCGCUUCAAAAGGUCCAACUGCAUUGUUUGCAACACGCUGACAAAUGAGAAAUGGGGCUGGGAGGAGAUCACCUACGACAUGCCCUUCAGAAAAGAAAAGUCCUUUGAGAUCGUGAUCAUGGUGCUAAAGAACAAAUUCCAAGUGGCUGUGAACGGAAAGCACACUCUGCUGUAUGCCCACAGGAUCAGCCCAGAGAAGAUAGACACACUGGGCAUCUACGGCAAAGUGAAUGUCCACUCCAUUGGAUUCAGCUUCAGCUCGGAUUUACAGAGUAUGGAAACAUCUACCCUGGGCCUGACACAGAUAAGUAGAGAAAAUGUAUAUAAGUCUGGCAAGGCACAUUUGAGCCUGCCAUUUGAAGCAAGGUUAAACGCCUCCAUGGGCCCUGGACGAACUGUUGUCAUUAAAGGAGAAGUGAAUACAAAUGCCAAAGGCUUCAACGUUGACCUAGUGGCAGGAAAAUCCAGGGAUAUCGCUCUACACUUGAACCCACGCCUGAACAUGAAAGCAUUUGUAAGAAAUUCCUUUCUUCAGGAUGCCUGGGGAGAAGAGGAGAAAAAUAUUACCUGCUUCCCAUUUAGUUCUGGAAUGUACUUUGAGAUGAUAAUUUACUGUGAUGUCCGAGAAUUCAAGGUUGCAGUAAAUGGUGUGCAUAGCCUGGAGUACAAACACAGAUUUAAAGAGCUAAGCAGUAUUGACACAUUAUCUGUUGAUGGUGAUAUCCGUUUGCUGGAUGUAAGGAGCUGGUAGCUACCAUGAUUGUCAAAACCCUAAAAUACAAAACGGCUUAUGUGAUACUGGCCAUGUCAAAUGCAUCUGGCUUUCACCACAUUGUUUAUGUUGUUAAGUUGAGCUCAUACAACAUCAAGUUUUAUCUGGUAUUCUCAGGCCUGGCCAUGCAGUGUGGCUACCUCUAUGUUCAGAGGAACAAAUCUGGGGCAAUCCCAGCUUACUGCUGGUGAGGCUCUGCACAUGGGGUCCCGUCUUGUAAAACCACACUCAACAAAUGUUUAAGUGCCUAUUCUAAUAUACCAGUUAAUAGGGAUAGAAGGCAUAUUUCUUGUGUAUAUUCUCUGAGCUGUGCAUAGACACAGAGGUGCCCAGAACCAGUGUGGUCCCUGUUUUCUGGCACUCAGGCAUCCAUGAUUUUACAGUAGGGUCUUUCUGCUGACAUUGCAUUAACCCCAUUAGGGGGCAUUUGUAGUUAAGGUCAGAAAAAUAUACUAAUGGAUGGAAAACAUUACUUCCCCAGUAAUCCUUUUCAUAAUCAGCAUCCAAUCAUAUCUUAUAAGACUGUAUAACACUUAUUUAGUCGUCAUUGCUUUAAGCUUUAUAAAAUAAUUAAUAUGCUGAACAUGGCAGAAAAAUUGAGGCAAAAAAAAAAAAAAAAAAAAAAAACUGAAUUAGAACAAGUGUUCUGCUCCAAGCAGAUUUCUGCUUAUUGGCACUCAAGUCUGUGUGUGCCUGUGGCAAAGUGUGGUAGGGAAUGGAUAAAUGCAGUUUGUUAAACCUUUUUGGGUAACUGACAUCAAAAUGAGACUCAGUGAAUGUGAAUUACACAGGAGGGUAAUGUUGAGUUGGAGUGUAAACCAGUGCUUGCCCCUCUGGGUCUGAAGACAUGUCUGUCUCCAUCAGCAGUGAGGUCAGACACUGCUCUGUCUGCUAAGUAAACUUGCAUCAGCAAAUUCAACUGCCACACUCCCGUAACUUCUGUUGUUUGACUGGAGCUGGGAGAAGCCCCAGGUAAAGUCCGAUUUUGUUACAGAUAUAGUACGGGGAGGGAGAAGAGCUAAUUUCAUCAGGUCAUUUUAUGACUAAACCACAGGACAGAAUUCUGCCAGGGCUUGGGAGUAGGCACAGCCAAUUUUCCCA